AUGGCUGCCCAGCAGCUGCCUCCCGGGAGGAGAGAAGCGGACCAGGGCGCGGGCUACGCCGAACCCUUGUCAGCGCACCAGCUGCUGUACCCGGGCGGGGAGGACACUCGCCGGAUGCUGCUGGAUUUGCUGACGAUGCUGCCGCCCGAUGGGGCAAAAUCUCCCCCUCCGGAGUUGGCUCCAGGCACGGGGCCCCCGCUUUUGCCGGGAGAAGGAAAGGAGCGCCAACAGGCCGACGAUCUACUGUCGAGCGAUGUCGGCGGGACGGCAGAGCGCGGCAGCGCCGACAAGGACAAGGACAACGCGUCGCCGCGGUCUGAGGGCCAAGAAGAAGAAGCGGAACGAGUAGUCGGGGGGACAGAUGCAAGCAGCCGGCAGUCUGCUGUCGCCGAGAACGUUCCUGAGACCGAUGCUCAGGAGAGGGUUGAGCAGGCAGUGUCUGAAAGCGGACCGGGAGGGGUAGAAACUCCGCCAUCAGACGCGGGGGGUGAUGCUGGUGACCGGCCGACCGCCUUGGCGGAGGCAGGCGAGACUGGUGACGUGGACGGCAUGGAGGAUCCAGCGCUGCCCGCGCCUCCCUCCGGACGACAAGAGCCAGGAGAAGGGGGCUCUGCUGCUUCCGAUAUUGUCGAGGGAAAGGGUUCGCCCUCCGGCAGCGGAAAGGAAGCCCUAGCCGAGGUCUCGGGAAGAAGCACGCCGUCUGCGGAAGAGGAUGGAGAUGCCAUCGGAGAGCGGGGUAGCGGCCAGGCGAGCCGCGACGGGCGGUAUAGCAACGACGACGACGACGACGGGGCCCCCGUUCGCCAUGUCUCCGACGAGUACGGCGACGACACGGAAAGCGACGAAGAGGAUAACGUGUUUGCCGCGGAGCCAUCGUGCGAAGAUGCAACAGCAUCCGUGGGGACGGGAGUUGAGGCCGAGGAGGAGGGAAUGACGAGAGGCGAAGCGAGCGAGGGGGGAAGCUGCACGGGAGACGAAGGCGAAGGGGUUCCUGCAGAGACAACGGCGCCAAGCACCGGGGGCGAUGACGAUGUAUCGGCACCGGAAGCAGGCUUCGGCGACGAGAACGGGGACGAAGACACUGCUCCAGUCGGCAGCGUCGACCCCUCAGACGGACCAGGAGAGGGGGAGCCAGAGAGCCCUGUUGGGAACCCGCCACCGCCUUCGGAGGCCCCAGACGAACCGUUACAUCAAGAAGCGGGGGAACCGGCCGGAGGGUCGGGCGAUGGCGAUUGCGCGGACCCGGACGGUGCGACAGGACAUGGGGCGGCGGAGCCCGUCGCGGGGCCGAGCGAAGCUGCUGGAGAGGACGAACGACGUCCCGGGGUCCCCGAACCUGAGAACGAGGGAGAUGCGGUGGGCGGAGUUAGUGGUGUGGGUGACGAAGAGGCUGCUACGGUAGGGUUGUCGGCGAAUGGAGGAAAGCCAGGAGGAGUGGACGCCGCAGAAGAUCGAGGCGGUUCUUCUGCGUUGCUCGAAGGAGAAGCUCUGCCGCCGGAGGAGGGAGGGGAUGUGGAAGGGGGGAAGGGGGCCCCGCAGGAGGAGGAGGAGGAGGAGGGUACGGAAGACGAUGUGGUGUUCUUGCAGUUCGAGGUGGAGGCGAAAGAGUUAGAGCUGAAGAGGCUACUGUCUGAAGGAGAGGGGCAAGACGAGGAGGCAGAUGAGUUGGAGAAGGAAGUGCGGCGUCUGGGUAGCUUGGCGGAGGAGAGGGAGAAGCACUGCCGCUACGCCGCCAAAGCCUUGGAACUCCUCCCGAACGCUGCUGCGGAGACCUCGAGGAUGCAGAAAGAGUGCGUCGCCGCCGAGGCGCGCAUGCAUGCGGCGGCGAAGGCCUUCGAAAAGGGGUGGAAGCCCUUAGAGGCGGUGGUUCGCGUUCAGCGGGAGAAACUCGCGAGGCGGAAGGCGCGAUGUCGGGCCCUUGUGACAGAAAUGCGCGGCAUUUACGCGGAGUGCCAAGACAUGAGCCAGCAAGAGUCCGCCCUCAAGGCAGCCGCUAGGGACACGGAGGUCUGGGAAAGCAAGGCGAGGGGCGAAGUUGUCAUCGGGCCGGAGAAGGGGAUUGGCGGCGACGGUAGCGGGAGCGGCAGCGGUGGGGACGCGGAGUGGGGGGAGGAGGAAGACGACAGCGAAGAGGCUAGAAAAAGGAGAAACGCUGGGGCGGUUCUUCGGUCGCACAUCGACAAGCGAAUCACGAGCCUGUGCGAGGACGCCGCGGCCCAGAAACAGGAAAUCGCGAUCUCUCUCACCGAGGUCCUGGACUCUCGCAGGGAGGCGAAUGGCGCCUGGGAGUUGCUGGGGAGGGCGGAGGCCUUGCCGGAGGAGAGGAUAUUCUCGGCCGCGAAGCAGGCCAAGUCCGGGGGUGGCGGGGCCAACAAGGACCGCGCGAAGGACUUCACCGAAGCGUACAAGCACCUGCACGCGCUUGGGGAAGUGUUUUCUAAGGUCGUCGAGGCGAUAUCUGAGGUCGGUAGGCGGGAAGAAGAGUGCCGGUUGGUGGAGCGCGAAACCGAAAAGAUGCUGUCUCGCCAGGGAGGAUCCGUCCGCCUCCAGCUGCUAACGCGGGAUCUGGAGAGAGUUAAGGGAGACGCCUUCGCUCUUGAGCAGCGCUUGGACCAGGCGCUGGAAGAGGAACGGCUCAAUCAGAAAGCUUCCCAAGAGCAAGAGACCCAGGAGUCCUUCGGAGAGGCACGGGAUGUCGCCAGGCGGGACAGCGACGACAACGCCAACGAAGCUGUGGAGGAGCAAGAUGAGCAAGCAAGCUACGGCGACGAUACUGGUGGUGAGGUUCAAGAAGAUGACGAUGACGCCGAGCAGCAAGACUUGCCGUCGCGAGCACAGGAACAUGGAGAAGCUGCCGAAUCGACUCCGGACGUGGAGCUCGAGGAUGAAAGAAGCGUUAGUGGUGGUGGAGAGGAGAGGGGCGAGGGCGACGCGCCGGAGCAGCGCGGUAGUGGUGCGGGCGGUGACGUUGUUGAGAGUGAUCAAGAAGCCGAUUUCGUAGGGGAAGACGAGGAGGACAACGUUUGGCAGUAGGGGGUGUGGAGAUCUGGCUCGUCGAGACUCGUGAACGUCGUUGCUCCAUCGGGCGACUACAUGCCGCCAACGUCGGUCUUCAACUUUGGACCCUUUUCCCACUACAAUUGUAGCAUGGUGUGAAUUCUUCGUCACACUGCUCUUCGGCAUGGCAAGGGUGCGCUCUGCUUGUCGGGACUUGGAUCGGUUUUGGAAUGCCCCAAGUCUAACCAUUUUGUGUUUCCGAACGAAGGUGUUCGGGCCGUUGUGAACCGCGCUGCUGUUGUGCUCGAUAAUUUCGUUCGUUGCGCGCGCGAUGUGUGGCGCUCCUCCCACGUGUUAAGAUUGCGGAGUGCGUACGGCAUGAAUUUCGGGCACCUCGUCACACACGUGUAUGCUCACCUCUACGUGUCUCUGUACGUGAAUGCAUUCGACUGUUUGCCUGGUGUG
Messenger RNA from Ectocarpus siliculosus, 3462 nucleotides. NCBI's taxonomy places the organism in Eukaryota, Phaeophyceae, Ectocarpales, Ectocarpaceae. The record is from the annotation of a GenBank genome assembly.